Paramuricea clavata is the source of this 1666-nucleotide messenger RNA. The record is from the annotation of a GenBank genome assembly. NCBI's taxonomy places the organism in Eukaryota, Metazoa, Cnidaria, Anthozoa, Malacalcyonacea, Plexauridae.
AAAUCACUUUAGGUAAUGACAUCACUAACAGACGUCUAUAAAACAAACUGAGUACGUUUGCCAGAUACCAUUGCUAGUCACUUGCACGAAGAGGGCGAAAAAACUAAAGCAGAAAAUAUCAACGCAAGCAGUCAGAGAAAAUGUUGGCGAAACUUUUGCUGGCGCUUUGUUGCAUAGCAGCAUGUGAAGGUAAAUAUAUAUAUAUAUGAAACCUUAAAUUUUAUGUACAAGAGGGCAUACCUACACCAGCAAAUUAGUUAAGUCACAACGUUAUAAAUAAAUUAUAAAAUGGGCAAACUGCGCACUUAAUUCAAUCUGAUUGGGAAAGGAAGUCAAAAUCUUGCUAAUUUCUCUUCAAAUUUCAAUCCAAAUUAACCUGUUUGUAUAUAUAGGGGGUGACUAGAUUCCAUUUCCACUGGCCUUGAAAUUCGCAUUACAGUCCAACCCCUAUCAAGCGGACACCUUCGGGACCUCGCCUAAGUGUCCAAGUUUGCUUUCGAGGCUCACGUAGUCCGCGUCCGUUAAAGAGGGGUGUCCGCAUAAUAGGGGUUAUGAUAAUAGUAUUUUAUUAAAGGAAACAAAUGGGACCUGAGAUGUGUGCCCGCUUAAAAGAGCUAGAUGUCCGCUUAAGAAAGGUGUCCGCUUAUAGGGGUUCGACUGUAUUCCCUUAAUUGCGAAAUUUUCAGCGAUAUAGGCGAUAAAUGGUGAAAGUGAACUUAAUAUUAAACGCCGUGGCGUUUAAUCGAGUAAAUAUGGUGUUCGAAUUUUCCCAAAAUUCGUUGAUUACUUGCUUACCUAAAGAUACCAUUGAUUUUUAGGAGGAUGGGUAAACCUUGGCCAUGGCUGUACUUCAGCUAGGGGAAAUCACCCCGCACUGCUUACAUACCGUGGGAAGUCUGGUUUUGUGUCAGCUUUCAGACUGACCCAUAUACGUGGAAAAAUUGGAUGUCAUGCUAAUGGAAGGACAAAUUGGGGAUGUACUGCCCAUCACCGUACCAACAUGUACGUUACAGAUGUGAGGAACGUUGUCAUGUACCCUUCACCUGUGUUGGUGAAGCCAUUUCAAUCCGGUGGAUGGUAUCAUAUCCCUGGCUACUUUGAGAAUUCACCCCAACUUGCCUUUUCAGAUGUUGGCCCCAGAUAUGUGUAUUCCGGAUACCAGAUGAGAGUAUGGUAUGGAGAGGAUCUGUACGGGUACACUGAAGGCGAUAACCAUGGCCACACCUGCUUCAAAGCUGAGAUAUUCGUCGUUUACUAUGCAUGAAUCAUGUGAAAUAUCAAUGAUACAUGUGAAAAAAGCUGGACCUGCAUGAUUAGACUCAAUAACCCAUGUUUAACGAUAGCUACGUACUUUUAUUGUUUUGUUUUCUUAAUUGUAUGAGCCAUUAUAUUCCAAUCAUUUAGUUAGUAAAUAAGACAUAUUUGUUGUGAAGUUAAAUGCAUAUAUUGCUGAUUUUUGUAAUGCAUGCGUACAAAUAUUAUACAAUGUAUAGUAUUAUAAUGCAGUGAAGCGUGAUAAAAUUUAAUAAUAAAAACAUGCUAUUGAAAAGAGGUUGAAUCUGUUCACUACUGGGGGGCCCCCACUACUGUAUAAGGGGCCAUGCAAAUAUACGGAGCCGGAGCAAAAGGGGACGGGGUGCAUACUUUUUUUGAGCUGCAUAGAAGC